AUGUUUAAUAGGGUUCAAUCUUUGCAAAGACAAUUAUCAACGUCAACUAGAGUUUUUUAUGCCAUACCCAAGAUAAACAAGUUACCUCCCAGACCUAAACACUUAAUCAAAGAAGAGGAAUUAGAAGAAAAGUUUUUACAUGGUGGUCGUGGACCCGGAGGUCAAAAAAUCAAUAAAUGUAAUAGCAAAGUACAACUAAAACAUAUCCCAACAGGGAUAGUGAUAGAUUGUCAAGCAACUCGGUCUAAAGAACAAAAUAGAGCAAUUGCUCGUGAGAAGUUAGCAUUAAAGUUGGAUGAUUAUUAUAAUCCUGGUACCAGUAGAAACUCCGUAUUAUUAGAACGAGCACAGAAAUUAAAACAGAGCAAAUCAAAGAAAUCAAACAGAAAAUAUAAAAAACUAGAAGAAGAAAAAUCACAAAAGGAAGACGAAUUAUCAAAGAUUGAAGAAUCAAUGAAUGUUAAAGAUAUAGAUGAUGAGUUUGACGAUUUCCUCAAGAAUGCUAAAGUGGAUCUUUAG
This is a messenger RNA of Candida tropicalis MYA-3404, 519 nucleotides long. RefSeq lists its product as uncharacterized. NCBI's taxonomy places the organism in Eukaryota, Fungi, Ascomycota, Pichiomycetes, Serinales, Debaryomycetaceae. Gene Ontology annotation, cellular component: mitochondrion. The coding region runs from base 1 to 519 and encodes 172 amino acids. The record is from RefSeq and is a predicted model, not a curated record. Gene Ontology annotation, biological process: translational termination. Gene Ontology annotation, molecular function: translation release factor activity. The transcript has a single exon.